AUGGCAAAAUAACUUCCAAAUAGUUCAAGGGAUAGGAUGACCCUAAUCGAUCUACUUUUUGAUGAAUGCUAUUAAAAAUAGAAGACUUUACCUUAGAAUGUUCCAAAAAUCAAUAUGAAACCAAGUUUGAAGAAAUCAGCACCAAUAAUAUAAUCUUUAGAAUACAAGAUUUAAGCAAAAGAAUCAUCAAUCAAAUAAAAAGAUAAAGCAUCAAAUGUUUAUUCAAUAAAUGAAUUAAUAAUCUAAAAUCCUCAAAAACAAUUAAAGGAGUAUUAACAGGUAUAGAAUUCACAAAAUAAAUUACUGGAAUUAUUAAAACCUAUUAACUUUAAGAAAUAAAAGAAAAAGGAGAACUUUAGACUGCAUAACAGUGAGAACUGCUCAUUAAAUUCUUAUAAACUACCAAAUGUGUCUUCAAGAUAUAUCAAUCAAAAUGUUAGUAAUAGUAAUUCAUAUAGAAUACAAAUAAGAUAAUCAGUUUAGGAUAUAAUUAAAUGCAAAAUAUGUUUUACAUAUAUAGAUUAUGAUAAUUAUAAAUUGUUUUGUAAACACAGUUAUCAUAAGGACUGUUUAAGAGAGAUAAUACUAUUUGAAUUGUAUUAGUUGCAAUGA
Paramecium tetraurelia is the source of this 612-nucleotide messenger RNA. RefSeq lists its product as uncharacterized. NCBI's taxonomy places the organism in Eukaryota, Ciliophora, Oligohymenophorea, Peniculida, Parameciidae. The record is from RefSeq and is a predicted model, not a curated record. The transcript is spliced from 2 exons.